Clunio marinus is the source of this 225-nucleotide messenger RNA. The record is from the annotation of a GenBank genome assembly. Lineage: Eukaryota; Metazoa; Arthropoda; Insecta; Diptera; Chironomidae.
AUGGAAAUGUUGAUUAGUGAUAUAGUGAAAAAAGAAAACGUUUGUGAAUUUUUUUCAUUAUUCAUUCAACAAAUUGAAAUAAGUGAGUGUGGUAAACAAGCAAUAUUAAAUCGAAAUGAUUUCAUUCAAACUGACCAUGAUUUUUGUAAUGCCUUGAAAAAGUGGUACUCGACUGAAAAAUCAUCACAUUUUUUUAGAACAAUGGGUCAUUUAGCGCUGAGAUAA